Messenger RNA from Wickerhamiella sorbophila, 3756 nucleotides. Its product is annotated as 5-oxoprolinase. Lineage: Eukaryota; Fungi; Ascomycota; Dipodascomycetes; Dipodascales; Trichomonascaceae. Gene Ontology annotation, cellular component: cytosol. Gene Ontology annotation, molecular function: 5-oxoprolinase (ATP-hydrolyzing) activity. The record is from RefSeq and is a predicted model, not a curated record. The coding region runs from base 1 to 3756 and encodes 1251 amino acids. Gene Ontology annotation, biological process: glutathione metabolic process. The transcript has a single exon.
AUGUCGCUCAAAAUAGCCAUUGACCGGGGUGGAACGUUUACAGAUGUAUAUGCUUCGGACGGGAAAAAAGAGAUGGUCUUGAAGUUGCUCAGUGUCGACCCUGAGAACUACAAGGAUGCCCCUGUUGAAGGGAUUCGCCGAGUCCUGGAGAAGGUCACGGGCAGGGUCAUUCCAAAAGGCGAACCACUGGAUCUUUCAAUGGUCGACAGCAUUCGAAUGGGUACGACUGUAGCCACAAACGCUCUUUUAGAGCGCAAAGGUGAGCGGGUAGCCUUUAUUGUCACAAAAGGGUUCAGAGAUAUCCUUCGUAUUGGCCAGCAGGCCAGGCCAGAUAUUUUUGAUAUUAAAGUCGCCAAACUAGAAGCGCUGUACGAAGAUGUGUUUGAGAUCGAUGAGAGAGUCACAAUUGAGGGGUUUAGCGAGAAUCCACUCCCCUUUGAAGCGAACUGGGAGGACCCGAGCAUUCGCAAGGGGGUUUCAGGAGAAGCCAUUCGUAUUUUGAAAGAGCCAGACGAGGAAGCUGUUGAGAAGACUCUAAAAUCUAUCUGGAACAAGGGUAUUCGGUCAAUUGCUAUUUCGCUAUUGCAUUCUUAUACCUAUUCACGUCAUGAGGAGCUCGUUGCCAAGAUCGCUACCAAAGUGGGGUUCACAGAUAUCUCUGUUUCCUCAAGGCUUCAGCCCAUGAUAAAACUAGUUAGUCGGGCAAACUCAUCAACAGCGGAUGCUUAUUUGAGUCCCAUUACCGCUCGUUAUAUCGAAACAAUUGGGCAAGGAUUCAAAGGCGGGCUGAAUGCGAUAGGAAACAAGCUGCUGUUUAUGCAAAGUGAUGGUGGACUGACAUCUUGGAAUACAUUCAGUGGGUUGAAAGCCAUUCUUUCGGGUCCUGCUGGCGGUGUGGUGGGCUAUGCGAAGACUACUUACCGCGAUAAACCUUGUUUAGGUUUCGAUAUGGGCGGCACAUCCACUGAUGUUAGCAGGUACAACGGUCAUUUGGAGCACGUUUUUGAAACAACCACAGCACAAGUCACAAUACAAGCUCCUCAACUUGAUAUUCAGACUGUUGCAGCUGGUGGUGGCUCUAUCUUGUUCUGGCGCAAAGGCUUAUUUGUUAUCGGGCCUGCAUCUGCAUCUGCCCACCCAGGGCCGGCUUGUUAUCGCAAAGGUGGCCCAUUAACAGUAACUGAUGCUAAUCUGUUUUUGGGACGAAUCAAUGUAGCCUCGUUCCCGCAUAUUUUUGGUCCCAAUGAAAACGAGCCUUUGGACGAGGAUAUCGUGGCUCAUAAGUUUACUGAGCUCACAAAGCAGAUCAAUGGCGACCGCAGUCACGCUGAGCCCCUCACUCCCGAGCAAGUUGCUCUUGGGUUUUUAACAGUUGCAAAUGAAACAAUGUGCCGACCGAUCCGAAGUCUGACCGAAGGAAAAGGAUAUUCCACAGCCAAUCACGUCUUGGCAAGUUUUGGUGGUGCAGGUGGACAGCACGCGUACGCAGUUGCCAAAAACCUCGGAAUCAAUCAAGUUAUCAUUCACAAGCAUUCCUCCAUCCUUUCAGCUUUUGGAAUUGCUUUAGCUGAUAUUGUAGCCGAAGCUCAAAGACCAGAGUCGUUGACGCUUUCUGACGCUGAGUUACCUGGGCUCUCCAAGCGUUUGGAUCAGAUUCAAGAGCAGGCCAUUCAAAGUCUAGUUGAUCAGGGGGUAGAAAGCACAGGCAUAAGCAUCGAGCGGUACCUCAAUCUUCGCUACAAAGGUUCUGAGACGUUUAUCAUGGUUCGUGAGUCCAAAGACUCUAGUUUCGCUAGCAAGUUUGUUAAGCUACAUGCAAAAGAAUUUGGUUUCACUUUAGAACGUGAUAUUUUGGUCCGGGAUAUUCGCGUUCGGGCUGUUGCGAGGCCUCAUUCGUCUGAAGAUCAACUUUUGCCAAUAAUGCCAAGAUGCUUUAUUCAUGCAACUUCUAGUGAAACACAACGUAUGUUUUUUGACGACAAAUGGGUGGAUGCAGCUUUGUUCAAAUGGGACGAGUUAAAGCCUGGUAUGAACAUCACAGGCCCGGCAAUGAUUCUGGAUGACACUCAAACCAUCGUUGUAGAUCCUAGUACGACGGCACUCGUUUGUCCGAACCAUAUGAUUUUGAAUAUUGACUCUGGUAACUCCCAGAAGGUAAGGGAGCUUGAAAUCGAUCCCAUUCAGUUGUCGGUAUUUGGCCACCGUUUUAUGAGUAUUGCGGAGCAAAUGGGACAGACACUACAAAAGACAUCUAUCUCUACAAAUAUCAAGGAGCGGUUAGACUUUAGCUGUGCAAUCUUCUCUCCGGAUGGUGGACUUGUUGCUAACGCUCCACACAUCCCUGUACAUCUUGGAUCAAUGUCUUCGGCUGUUGCAUUUCAAAAGAAAAAAUGGGAGGGUAAGCUCGAGGACGGUGAUGUUAUUGUUGCCAAUCACCCAGCUUAUGGUGGUUCUCACCUUCCUGAUAUCACGGUGAUUACUCCAGUUUUCUCUAAUGGUGAGAUCAUUUUCUGGGCCGCAUCGCGUGGCCAUCACUCGGACAUUGGCGGUAUCACCGCUGGUUCCAUGCCUCCAUUCUCUGAGCAUCUAUGGCAAGAGGGUGCCAUGAUCGAAGGGUUUAAAGUGGUUUCAAAAGGCAAAUUCGACUACGACGGUAUUGUCAAACUUCUGUACGAGGAUCCUGCCCAGUACCCGGGAUGCAGCGGCUCUAGAAGCUUGAGCGACAGUAUCUCGGACCUCAAAGCUCAGAUUGCAGCCAACCACAAAGGAAUCCAACUUCUCAAACUUUUAUGCGAUGAAUAUUCACUUAAAGUUGUGCAGCUCUACAUGAACGGCAUUCAGACUAAUGCAGAGCAUAGCAUUCGGCAGCUUCUCAAAUCUGUCGCUGAAAAACAUGGUACCAAACUACAUGGUGUUGACGCUCUUGAUGACGGAACCAACAUUGAGCUUACGGUUACUAUUGAUGCUGAAACAGGCACCGCAAAGUUCGAUUUUACUGGCACAGGGCCCCAAGUCAAAGGAAACCUCAACGCUCCUCGGGCUAUCACGUCUUCUGCGAUCCUUUACUGUUUGCGCACUAUGGUAAAGGAUAACAUUCCCUUGAACCAAGGGUGUCUCACACCUUUGGAAAUAUAUAUUCCGGAAAAAACCGUCUUGUCGCCGGAGCCAACCGCAGCUACUGUAGGAGGAAACGUCGAAACUUCUCAGAGAAUCACUGAUAUUGUAUUCCAUGCGUUCCAGGCAGUUGCAGGCUCUCAAGGUACUUGUAACAACCUUACAUUUGGGUACGGUGGUAGAAAGAAUGAAGCUGGCAAUGUAGUCCGCGGAUUUGGGUACUAUGAGACCAUUGCAGGAGGAGCCGGUGCUGGACCAACUUGGAAUGGUCAAAGCGGCGUUCAAGUCCACAUGACGAAUACCAGGGCCACCGACCCCGAAGUAUUUGAGAAAAACUAUCCUGUUAUCCUUAGAGAGUUUUCUAUUCGACAAGGGUCUGGAGGCUCUGGGAAGCACACAGGAGGAGACGGCGUUGUGAGAGACAUCGAAUUCCGCCAUCCUGUUCAGGUAUCUAUUCUAUCAGAGAGGCGAGAAUUGGCUCCCUAUGGAUUGAAUGGAGGCAACCCCGGACUACGUGGUCGCAAUUUAUGGGUGCACGACGGCAAAGAGACGGAUCUUGGAGGUAAGAACACGGUUCAAAUGAGACCUGGCGAUCGUAUUAUCAUUCGAACGCCUGGUGGCGGAGGUGCUGGUUCAGCCUAA